AUGCUCGCGUCGGAGUCUCGAGGUGAUUUUCAGAAACAAGUGAAUUCUUGGGAGGAUCGGCUGCAGAAAUAUGGAUUGCGCCUCAGCAUAUCGAAAACUGAGUACAUGGAGUGCGGACCAAGGAUGGAGAAUGGUUCAAUUCGUGUCGAUGGCACCGAAUUGAAAAAGGUGAACGGUUCCAAGUACCUUCAAGUACCUGAAAAUGGCCUCACUUUGAACGAUCCACGUGAUUUUAAUGUGAUACCUAUCAUUAGUGGUAUUGGGGGCCCUACGGAUAGAAUUUCCUGGCUGCUGAAUAUGUCAAUAUGUGUGUAUCAAUAUGUCCCUGCCCACCUCAGCAGUUCUAGCAACUUCCUAAAACAUCUCCGCAGUACUUCGUUUCAGCGUGAAUGGGUAGUAGAGACCUUUGACGUUACGUCACCCUAUACGAAUGUUUCAAACGAUGUAGCGAUGCAGGCUGUUCACGAACUGCUCACGCAGCGCCAGGCUUCAUUAAACAUGUACGGAUUAAGCAAUAGGCAAAUCAUGACAUUGAUAAACGAAUGCCUGAACUGCUCUAUUUUCCGAUGGUCGGAACAGCACUAG
Messenger RNA from Necator americanus (New World hookworm), 585 nucleotides. RefSeq lists its product as uncharacterized. The transcript has a single exon. NCBI's taxonomy places the organism in Eukaryota, Metazoa, Nematoda, Chromadorea, Rhabditida, Ancylostomatidae. The coding region runs from base 1 to 585 and encodes 194 amino acids. The record is from RefSeq and is a predicted model, not a curated record.